Messenger RNA from Morchella sextelata, 8619 nucleotides. RefSeq lists its product as uncharacterized. The transcript has 9 exons. The record is from RefSeq and is a predicted model, not a curated record. Bases 1 to 8619 code for a protein of 2872 amino acids. NCBI's taxonomy places the organism in Eukaryota, Fungi, Ascomycota, Pezizomycetes, Pezizales, Morchellaceae.
AUGGCCACCGCGUACCGCUUCCCAACGUUUGUAUUAGGCGUUGUGGUCGUCGGAUACCUAGCUACAUUUGUCUUCUUCGCUAUCCUUCGGAUCCUCACAGGAGUUUCAAUUCAACGAGUGGGAUACUUCGCAUUUAAGCGGAUCAGCUACGAACCCGUCAACGGUGUCAAGAUCGAGGUCCGGAAGCUUGGACUGUUACUACAUAGACCGACGUUUACGCAACCAACAUGGAUUUCUAUCGUCGUAUCGGAUUCAUCGUUGUCAGUGGAUUUCAAGAAGAUAGAAGAGGGGGAGGAUAACGAAUCAGAUGAGUCUGAAAGUCAGUCUCGCAACAGAAGGGGGAGAAAAGAUACUCUACGGAGGGAAAGCGGGGCGGCUUCCGGGGUUCCGACACAGAAGAAUAGGAGCGAGAUCCGUGGAGGAACAUCAAAGCUGAAGGAGAAGCUGAAAAAGCUUCAUAAACAUCUUAAAUGGGUUCAAAUGGUAGACAUCAUAUUCACAAAUACAACCGUGAAUGUUCAUGAUGUGGGGAGCAUCCAGAUUAGCAGCAUGACGACAAUGCUGGAUACUCGGCAGAAAAUCGAUCGGAAUCGGAUGUUUGACCAUUGUCAAGAUCUUAAAGAGAACCAGAAGCCCAUCGAAUGGAUGUUUACUGCCAAGAGCAUGUUGUUUUUCCACCAAAAGCAGAAGGAUCCUGUUGAGCUUAUGGAUCACUGUAUGUUCAAUGUCUACGGUGUUCUGGAGGAGGGGGCAGAUGUAAUCAUGGAUGCUGCAAUUUCUAUCAAAUUUGGGAAAAUCAGUCUUCCAUUUGAUCAGAUCCUUGAAUGUCGUGAAAAGCUUCAACAAAUAAGGCGGCCCAAAUGCAAGAAAUCGGCAAAGGCAAAAUCCCCGGGGGUGCCCUUGGGCACACUCAUGGAAGAGUUAGCGUCACCAGAAAGUCAAUCGGAAAAGUUCGUGGAAGCGGUGGAUGAAUCAAAGAAGUUCUUGCAAUCUUUACUGGGUUCAGCCUUCUGGAAAACCUCUACAAGUUGUAAUCAAAAGUCACCUGCACAUCGCAUGUAUUUCUCUCCGGAGGACAUUGCCCAUCAAGCUCUCUUGGCCGCAAUUUCCCUUUCAGUCAGUGUUGACGAUGGCAUUCGACAAGACAAGAUUCUUUACAUUCCGAUGGUCACCGUGACUACCAAGACUACACUUCCCUCAAAAUUUAUUCAAAUGAGCAAGAAAUCGAUCGAAUCUGAUUUAAAUGCCAACAUGCUUUUCGCCAACAUGGUUAUUACAUCACCUUCAAUAGAUCUUGAGCCCAGACACUUGCCCAUAUUAUUAGCCUUCACGCAGACAAAACCUCGUAAAUCCUCUUCCGGUGCUCCCGGAAAGCCUUCUUUUAUUUCAAAUCUACUACCGAAAGCAAGCAUUAAUUUCUCGGUCCACGAGCCUGUAAUUCGGAUAUCCGUGUUUCCGACAGACUCAGAACGGAAAGCAGCUGGCAAUACGGAUUUACUUAUUUCUAGCAUGUCUUCUAUCUCCGCCGUCGCAGAUUCGUCAUACGAAGCCGAGGGCGAAAAACAUUACUCCCUUAACGGCUCCUUUCGGAUUACAUCUCAUCAUCUUUAUUAUCAAGGAUUUUCCGGGGAGAAGCAUGAUCUUUUGCAAACCGAUGCACUUGACAUUAGAGUACUUGCAAACGCAUUCCCUGAAAUCCAAGUUACUGCGCAUGCAUAUCUCGAAACUUUCUCACUUCGUCUUGUACGUCCAGAAAUUGUCCAGGGGAUCAAGCAAAUGGUUGGACAAUUCCACCGGAAUGUCAAGCCUGAUAAACUCCAUAGGUCACGAACGUCCGAUGUUCCGAACUUCCUUCGCCGUCUUCCUGCUUGGAUCGAGCAUUUUAAGCUAGAGGGUAAAGAUUUUAGUAUGGAGAUUGCAGGUAUAGAUGAGGAGAUAUCUGGGUUCACACGUGGGGCUGCGCUGCAACUAGAUUCGUGGUCAGUAGAGUAUAGAGGCCGAAAAGUCGAUGACCGAUAUCGACCUCCGCCUCGAAGAAGGAUCACUUCAAGGAUCCUCACACCGGAUGAUACUCGAGGAUCUAAGAUGCCAUCCGUGGCGGCUUUGAAGAAUCCUACAGAUGGAAGGAAGCUGACCUUCAACACCAAGGGAUUAGAAGGAUUUAUGGUGGAUUCCGAGGAUUCGUGGGAGCAAGUUCCCUUUCUGAACAUUCCCGCAUUUGAUAUCUCGUUUUCGACUUCUACGGAUAGUGAGGGGCCAACACUGCACAUCAGUUCGCAUGCAAAAUCGUUUUUCUUCAAUUACUCAUUAUAUCGACAUUAUGCUGUUCUCGUUGCCAUGAAGGUCCUCAAGGAGGCAUUCGGGGGGAGUGUAAGGCCAGAAGAGGGCGCAAACAGAUCUACGAAAUUUUCGGAUAACUUCGGUGCGCCACUUGGAGGAAUGGAAAUAGAUGACAGCCCACUCUCGGACUCUUUUGAACACAUAAAUUUGGAACUUAAGAUUUCCCAUGUUCGCAUCAAGGCAAGCAUGCCCGAUGACCCACCAAUGAUGCUGGACAUGUUCGGUCUUGAUGCUCGGCGCCAUAAGUGGAGCCCCCCAUUGCUUAAAGCAAAACACGUGAGGCUAUAUGCAGAAUCGCCGAAUGUGAAGGGGACUUGGACUAGGCUUGUCAGCUUGCGACACCUUCAAGUUCACUUGCGUCAAGCGAUUAGAAAAAGUGGCGAGGAUGUAAUGGAGCAAAAGUCGAUUGAUAUCUCCGCUGAUGCAAUCCGACUGGCGAUUCCCCAUCAACUCAUCCUGUAUGAGGUGACCGAUAAUAUUAUCAACACUGCAAAGGCAAGCCAACAAAUGCAUCACCGUUUUAAAACGGGCACAAACGAUUAUAUUCUCGGUAAGGGGGCCGUAAAAGCCAGCAAGGUUCCUAAAAUAUCGCUACGAACCAAGGCACUGCUUCUUGAGCUUGAGGAUGAUCCAUUCGAAACACAACUGGGAAUCAUCUACCGUCUAGGUUUAUCAGAACAGAAGAAGAGACUUGCCAGAGAGGCUGCAUUUGAUGCGAAGGUAAAAAAGAUGAAGGAAAGUGAAAGAAGGCGAUCAUGGGAGACAUCUAGAAAUAUUCAGAUACCACCUAAGACUGCCAACGGAGGAUCUUCAAUGUUUAGAGGGCGAAGCAAAACUUGGAAACCAGAUACAAAUGUACGCACCGAGUCACCUGAUGCCCCUAGACCAAAGUCGUCUCAUCGUGGUAGAACAACGCCGUUUAGUUUUGAAGCCCAUUCAGGUCCAUCUGAUGAAGUUCGAGUCUCCAUCGAAGACGCCUGGGAAAGACUACAGGAGCACAAUUCAACUGCCUGGAUUAAGCGGAUGAGGUGGGCUCAGGAUUAUCACAGCUCCAAGACUAGGGAAUCUAGAGAAGCGUUUUAUGGACGUGAUGAAAUUCCCGUUGAUAUUGACGAUAGCGAGAUUGUUCUUGGACUUCCUAUGCGACCUGCACUUAUGGCUGGAUUCCUCAGCGAUGUUGAAUUGGUUAUUGAUAAACCCAGUUUCGCAAUGGAGGAACUACCAAAAUUUAUGCACCGAGUUGGAAAGGGUCUGCCGGAAAAUACACAGUUUGCAUUGCUGGUACCCAUAAGCAUCAAGCUUGAUUUCAGCGAGGCAAGAGUUCUUCUGAGGGAUUACCCACUGCCCCUUCUCCACGUUCCUCGUGUCAAAGCAUCUCAGUCCGCUCGCCUACCGGCUUGGUCUCUCAAAUCAGAUUUUGUGAUCGGGGAGGAGCUGAGUGGUUCUGAGUCGAUGCGACAUUGUCAGGUAAAUAUCAUUCCACCUUCAACUGGAUCUGGAAUAUCAGAAGGCGGCUUUGCUAUCGACGUGAGACGCACGGUUGCUGCAGUAAAGAGCUAUUCAGAUUUCGAUAUUUCAAUCAAUACUCCUUAUGCAACAAGGGCUACAUGGUGCACUUCUUACCAGCCUGCAAUUCAAGACAUGAUGAUGGUUUUUGAGACAUUUACGAAGCCGCAUUUCGAUCCAAGCGAGAGGACCGGGUUCUGGGAUAAGAUCAGGCUAGUUUUGCAUUCGCAUAUGAGUGUGUCAUGGAAAGGGGACGGCGAUGUUCAGGUUACGUUGAAAGGUUCCCGCGAUCCAUAUGAGAUUGUUGGUGAUGGUGCUGGUUUUGUUAUGUGCUGGAGAGGAGAUGUACGUUGCGAAAUUGGUAGAUCUGAGGAUCCACGGGAAUUCUUGAUAGUCGACAGCGAAGAGUACCUACUAGCUGUUCCAGACUUUACAAAUCAAGUACGAAAUGAGUUCGACACUUUAGCUCCUGUCGAUAACAAAAGCGUUCAUAGCCUAAGCACCUUUGAAAGCACGGCAAUGUUCAAGAAAGUCAUAAUGAAGCUUUCGGGUAAAGUGCGGUGGAUGCUUGGGCUUAUGUUUGAGCAGGAGUUCAAGGGAGCGGAUGGCUUGAUAAAGAGGUCUUUUGAGUUUAAGCCUCAUUAUGAUAUUUCACUCAAGACCCCCCAAUAUGCCGAAGCCCCACCUGGAGAAGUGUACGAUGCUUUUCGGGGAUUCCGAAGUCAACAUAUCCAUAUGUCCCUAUCGAUCCUGUCCCCGCUCACUCAUGAUUGGUCAUCUGCCAAUACAAAGCCAUCGACGAGCUAUAAUACCAUUCAUCUAACCCCGAGGUUUUUUACUCAUUUCUUCUCCUGGUGGGGACUUUUCUCCGGUGUUAUGUCCCUUCCCAUUCGCCAGGGACCUCUAUGGCCUGGUGUGGAGAAGUCGAGUAAGAAAUUUGGGAGACAUCUUGCCACUAUAAAAUACAAGCUUUGCUUAUCUCCCCUCUUUAUCAGCCAUAUAUACAAACAUAACGAUAAAGAUGAAGCCGGGCAUGAUGUUGUUGCGGCUACUGGUCUAAAGGCCAAGCUUGAUAGCUUCAUGGUUGAUAUUCAUCAGAGACGGGAGGAUAUCGGUCAAAGCACCACUAUGAGGAUUAACCAAGCUGAGCUAGAUUUUCAUUCCGCUGAUAUUAGGGCUGUAUCAGCAGUCAUUAUCGGAGCGACGGCGGCCGAGUUGAUGGACCAAGCAGCUGCAGCUGAGGUCCCUUUAAACCUCGCAGAAAGCACUAUCAGGUAUUCGGGUGACAUGUCGCAAUUCACAAUUCCAGAUGGUGAUUAUUCUUGGAUUGAUAUGGACGAUUUUGUCGAGCUUGAUUGGGUAUUACCUAGUAACAAGACGCCAAAGACAAAGAUCAUGCCGCUGGCCUACACUCCGAGAUUCACAUAUUUCAGGCAAACAGAUCAUGGUGACCCCGAUUCACGUUCUGGAAACGAGUGUGUUAGCCCCUUCGGGCAUGAACCCACGCAUGAUUGCCUCAUGUCGGAAAAUAAUGAUCCUCGCGAGAUUCAAUGUGGUCUUGUACAAGCACGCCUAGAGAAGGUGAAUCAACAAAUCCACAAAAACAAGGAGGCCUUAGAUUCUCUCGCCCAAUCAAUGAAGCUAAAUCCUGAUGAUACGACUCUUAAGCAAGACUCUGAGAAACUCAUCGAACAGAGUUCGAUCUUAUUUAAUAAACUCAACUUUCUUCAGACAAUGUUGCGACGCAUGUCUAGCAAGCUUGACAAUGGUGGUAUUGAAACCCCUGACCUAGACGGUACCGAAGGAUCUGAUACAGAUUCUGAAAUGCUUGGGAUGGAAAAUUCCCCCUUUGAUUACAUCAGUGAUUUUGACAAUCGUUUCAUUGUCCACAAUAUGCAGGCAAAAUGGAACAACUCACUGAGGAAUAUCAUUCUAAAGUAUAUUCACCAGGUCAGCCAGAGGCGUGGUUUUGUGUACUACAUGUCCCGGCGAGCAGUCAAAUUUAUUCUGGAUAUAGUCGAAGAACAGAAGGGGACAGGCAAAGAGACGUCGUCUGGAUCCACUACUGGAGAAUAUACCGGCACAGGACCUUCCUCCACGCCUGGUACCCAAAGCGAUGAUGAACUUGACGCUCGAAUAAAAGAGCUUCUGAAUAGCGAAGAGAAAUUUGUUGUCGCUGACGAGAAGCCCAGUGGCGGGAGAGGUAUGGAUCAGGCCGCAGCAAAGGUCCAUAGAGAAGACUUGACGGGAGAUGUUGCCGAGGAGUACGUACCGCAGAACAGCUAUCAUGUCCGUCUCAUAGCACCUCAAAUUCAGAUGCAAAGUGAGAAGAACAAGGGCGCUGCUGUACUUGUCGCCGCCCAAGGAAUGCAGCUGAAAGUUGUGUCUAUUAUGGAUAAAUAUAGGAUUGGGGAUGAUGUUAGCGGCCUGGUGCAGCGCCGAUUCGCACUGAAUCUUGAAAAUACACAGUUCUUUGUAUCACAGCGGCAAGACUUCGCGCCGCAUUCGAUGUCACUUCAUUCGGCUAAUCGAUAUGGCGCUCCUUCUGGCUCUUCAUGGCCACCUUGGGUACCACUGGAGAGUAUGUUUGAUUUCCGCAAUUUGCCCGUUGGGUUUUCGCGUGUUGUUGAAAGGACUUCUGCAACUUUGAGAUACGAUAAAUACAACUCGCUUCGUUUGAAAUAUAGCGACCAAGUAAGCGACCUGGAGACUGGAAAUUUGAAUACCAGGGGUGGACCUAUCGACGAGGAGCGUCGGAUUGAUCACGUAUGGGUGGACUUUCCCAGGGUUGAAGCAGCAUGCGAUUCAGCCCAGUACUUUGCUAUGUAUAUCAUCGUUCUUGAUCUUCUGUUAUACUCCGAGCCUUUGGAGAAGCUUCGUAGCGAGAAGCUUGAGAAGAUUAUGCUCGCUUCUGACUUCAGUGACUUGACGGGGGCUCCGGAAAUGGUGGAAAGUUUGCAAACCAGAAUACACCAAUUAGAGGACAUCAAGACUUAUUUCGAAAUCAACUCUCGAAACUUAGAUCUCGAGGGUUGGGAAGGACGAGUUUCGGUUGACGAGGACCUUGCAAGUUGUGAGGAAGAGUUAUUCUUUAUGAUGAAGGCUAUCACCACUGCUCAACGAAAGUACGACGAUCGGUCAUCUCAAGCCACCGGAAUCCUCCGGUGGUAUCUAUCAGCUUCGGAGAUUGUCUGGCGCCUUCUUCGCGAAAAACAGGACCCCCUUAUGGAUAUCCGUCUUCAGAACGCCGGUUAUGAGCGCAUGGACAAUAACGAUGGCUCCAAUUUCAACACCGUGGAAGUGGAGAUGAUGAGAGGAUACAAUCUCCUUCCAAAUGCCGUCUACCCUGUGAUGAUUGCCCCCUUCUUCGAUCAAAUGCGAACGAUGACAGAGAUAAGACAGACCAAAAUCCUUCGCGUAUAUUGGCACAUGUUGGAGGCAAUUGCUGGUAUACCGGUGAUGGAUCAUUUCGAGGUGAAUCUCUUCCCGCUUAAGAUCCAGCUUGAGCGCGAGAUUGGGGAUAAGAUCUUUGAAUAUAUCUUCCCGGGGGUUGGUACUGGUGCCUUUGGAGAUGGUGGAUUUUCACCGUUCCUGGUCCACUCAAUGAAACCUAUUCCCGAUGGAUCAGGAUCAGAUGAUAGCGAUAACGAGAUGGAGAACGACUCCCACACGAUGGAUGAUAGCUCGUCGACAAAGAGUGAUGGUACCUCACCAGUUGAUCUGAGAUUGAAGCCAACUAUGUCACUUGAUAAUAAACCAGAGCUAGUUAGACCAGCUUCCGCGGGAUCGCUAAAACCUAGGUCAAAUAGCUUCAAAGCGUCAAGUGGUGGUAGUAUAUUUCGCGGAUUCAAACCAUCGCGAACUCUCACUCAUAAAACUUCCAACGAAGCCAUCUCUGUCAAGUCUAGAAAGUCUUUGGAAGGUCCUGUACCUACUAUGCCUCCACUCGACAAGAACAGCAAGAAAUUGCAAAUUUUCCACAGGUCUACAAAUGACCGGGGCGAAAAACGAUCUGAUGAACUUUCCCAGAUGAUGUCAAGAGCGUCAAAUUUCAUGACAUUGGCUUACAUCAAGAUUCCUAGUGUCGUUUUAUGUCUGAGUUAUAAGGGUCGAGACCAAAGUAACAUUGAAGAUGUGCAUGAAUUUGUAUUCCGUAUGCCCAUGCUUGAAUAUCGGAAUAAAACCUGGUCCAACCUUGACCUGGCCAUGCGGUUGAAGAAGGAUAUUAUCCGGGCACUCAUUUCUCAUACUGGAGCUAUACUUCAAAAUAAGCUCACUCAUCAUAGGCCAAGCAAGCCUGCACCAAAUUUACACAGGAUGAUGGCGAACAACGGUUCACUGGGAACAUCGGCCACUUUCUACAAUCCGGAGGGUGACGACUCGCGUGACUUUACAAUGUCUCACCGUGACACCUCGACUGCUAGACCAAGCACAUCUUAUAGCUUCCUCAAACCGCCAUCUAUCAUGAGACCAGGAACCGCGAUGUCUUCAAUGUCGUCUAUGUCAAUUAAAACCAUGAGUACCAUGGGUUCCGCUGGCAGUGCUAAUACGGCGGAAUUCUACACACCACCCACAGGUGCUACUCCCCUGGACAUGCAGGAUGGGCCGGAUGAUGAUAAAAAAAACAUCUUUAAUAAUUCGCUGGGUCGGCACCUUUCGAACCUGGCAGCAUUGUCUAGACAGAAAGAUGGAAUUGCUGGUGAUUCCGAGGAAAGUAUCAAGAAAAAGGGUAUGAUGCUUCUUGGGAGGUUUGGCGGUAGUGGGCCGUCGUAG